AUGUUAAUUAAUUCAAUAUUUAGAAAAAACUUGAAACUACGUCACCAUGGUGCAAUUUUUACAACAAUAGCUCUAACAGCAACACCAGGAUUUAUUGCAUCUAUGAAUCAUAACUAUCUUAUCACAAAUCCCAUACUGUUAUACGAGAAUAACUGUUCAACGUGUCUGUACUCCACAGCAAGUGUUUCAGUAAACCUUUGCGGUGUAUUAUUCCCUCUAAUUACAUCACCAACAAUAAACCUUGCAAUUGCUUCAACUCUGGGAUAUAGAGUUCCUUAUAUAUACGAAGUAAGAGAAAUUUGCAAAUUUUGGUGGAGUGCUGUUAAACCUAAGUCUAAUUUUCUAUUGCUUUCGUUAGUUGCCAAUGCAAUAAUGAUUAAUAUAAUAGUCUACAAACAAAUGCAGUCAAUGGAUAGAGUAACCGAUAUUAUAUUGAAGAUUGAACAAGCAAUUAAUGAUGGACUUAUAUCUCUAGAAACUAUUACUCAAUAA
Molecule: messenger RNA, 492 nt
Organism: Habropoda laboriosa
Lineage: Eukaryota; Metazoa; Arthropoda; Insecta; Hymenoptera; Apidae
Exons: 3
Coding region: 1-492 (163 amino acids)
Source: RefSeq, a predicted model, not a curated record